This is a messenger RNA of Mycena citricolor, 1215 nucleotides long. The record is from the annotation of a GenBank genome assembly. NCBI's taxonomy places the organism in Eukaryota, Fungi, Basidiomycota, Agaricomycetes, Agaricales, Mycenaceae.
AUGCCAGACGCACCUACCUCUCACAUACAGUACAUAAGACCAUCCGCGACACUAUUCGGGUCCAUGCCGCGCACCAGUAAGGACGUAAACCCGCACAUCCAGACACUAGCGGAACGUCCAAUCCCAACGAACAACAAGAACGGCGCCGCCCCCUUCCAACGCGUACCAGCGGACACCUUCCCAAACCACGUCGUCAGCGCCGAACGCCUCUUCCUCGGCGUCCACGAAUCCCAAAAGGAACAACUACUCGAGAUGGGGGAGACCAUAAUACCCAUCAUUAUCGCACUAGGUGGCCAGACCUUAACCUACAAACUCCGCGACUCGCUGAGCAAGGAAGUCAUGCUGGCCAUAUCCGGGAUCCUUAACGACUCUCCAGCCGAAUUCAUAACAGCGACACCAGCCACCCCUCUCAAAUCCGGCAAGGACAAGUACGCAGAGCCGGUCACCGCCUUCAUCCGAAUCGAGGACAAAGAAAAAAGAGAAGCAGUCCUGGCCGAGAAGCUCAUCGCCGUCAACACAUCCAUAGCAUUCUGGCCGAAGAAGAUAGACGGACAACGAUCAUGGACCGUUUUGCACGCGGCAUGCUCGUCGCUCAAAAACCCCGAGCAAAUGGAGAACGAACUAGCCGCGGCGGUACGUGAGCUCAUGCACACGAACCCACCCAUCUCACAACUCAUCGACCGUAUGACCCAACCCAUGACGGGAAACCGCGAACAACGCAUCGACGAAUCCAUCGGGCUAUCUGUCCACGCGGUCUUCAAAACGAACGACAUCAAGCCGUACAUCACAGUAUACGCCAACCCAGACGCAGGCAGCGAGGAGGACCAACGAACUCUUCGCAGACUCCUCCGAAGUAACUCUGUCAUAACGGGUGCAGUGGAAUACACCCCAAGCACACACGAGAACGGCGACAUCAAGGCCUGCGUGAUAUGCAAGCAGGACAACCACCCAUCAUAUGCAUGCGAGUACCCCAAGAAACAGUGGUGGGGCCCGCAGGACCAGAUGUCUGGACUACCGGACGAACACCCACUAGCAACCCGCGGGAACACCGGAAACAGACGCAAUCAUGGUGGCUGGCCCUCACACGACCUAGAUGGGAGGAACGGAAGAUACGGAAACACCCAAGGCCGCAAACGAGGAGGAGGAAGCCGGACGAACUACGGUAACCGAAACCGAAAUAGAGCUGGAAGGUACAACGAAGGUAGCCAUGCGUAA